This is a messenger RNA of Pocillopora verrucosa, 2739 nucleotides long. Its product is annotated as neuronal acetylcholine receptor subunit alpha-10. Gene Ontology annotation, biological process: nervous system process; monoatomic ion transmembrane transport; signal transduction. Gene Ontology annotation, cellular component: neuron projection; synapse; postsynaptic membrane. The record is from RefSeq and is a predicted model, not a curated record. Gene Ontology annotation, molecular function: acetylcholine-gated monoatomic cation-selective channel activity; transmembrane signaling receptor activity. Lineage: Eukaryota; Metazoa; Cnidaria; Anthozoa; Scleractinia; Pocilloporidae.
GUCUAAAUGUCGCACGCGAACAGAAUUCAAAUGGGGAUUUUCUGCUCUAUUUAAAACCCAGUGGUAGAGAACACUACUCAUUUGUGCAAUUACAGAGGGAUAUUUUCUUGGAUGAGGCGAAAGUGUCUCCCCGAGCCACAACCUUGUGAUUUUGCUUAGUACCUUGGUGAUGGAUGUUGCCUGUAUUCUGAAGCUUUUAAUCCUGUUUUUGUCUGGGACGGUGUUCAUAAGAGGCACCCAGGCCAGUGAACAAGAACGAGCUUUGUUGAAGAAACUGUUUCACUCCAAUUAUGACAAGAAUGAAAGACCUGUUGUGAACGACUCAGAUACGGUGACUGUUGUAUUUGGGUUAACACUUAAUCAGAUUGUCGAUGUGGACGAAAAAAAUCAAAUUUUGACAACUAGUGCGUGGGUGAGACAGAUAUGGAAUAAUCCUCUGUUAGCAUGGAACAGUAGUGAGUUUGGUGGACUGACAACAAUUAAUGUCGCUCCAAAGAAUGUUUGGCUCCCUGAUCUUGUUCUGUAUGAAAAUGCUGACGAUGACAUUAGCUUUGGUGGCAACUUGGACCGUAUGAACUUCAGAGUUGUUCUCCAUUACUCAGGAAAAAACGUCUGGCUUUCUCCAGUCACCUUCAAGAGCAAAUGCCGCAUUGACAUCAAGUAUUUCCCAUUCGACACUCAGAAUUGUAAAAUGAAAUUCGGUUCUUGGACUUACGACGGCUUUCGGCUAGAUGUCAUGAACGAAAGUUACUCGGCUGACCUCGGGAAUUACAUCGAGAGCGCCGAAUGGAAGUUGGUCGGUGCUCCUGCCAAACGCAAUGUUGUAACGUACUUUUGUUGCGAGGAGCCUUUCCCGGAUGUGACGUACACGAUUAUUAUUCGGCGACGUUCGUUGUUCUAUAUGAUGAACUUGAUAUUACCGCUGGUCAUAAUCACUGUGUUGAUAAAUGUGUCCUUCGUCCUCCCCGCAGAAUCAGGUGAACGUAUUUCGCUCACAAUAACCAUCCUUCUUGCCAUGACAGUUUUCAUGUUGGUAGUGGCGGAAACGAUUCCUCCGUCUUCCGAUGUAGUUCCACUCAUUGCCAAGUUUUACAUGGCUGGUAUGGUUGAAAUGGCUAUAGGCUUGGUUUGGACCUGUUAUAUUUUGAAAUACUACCAUUCGGAUGUCAUCGAGAUGCCAUCGUGGGUUCGGAAGUACGUUCUCGGCCAUCUGGGACACUUCUUCGGAAUCAGUAUGGAAAACCUUAAGCGCAUCCAGGAACACUCAAACCUUCGCAAAGAUACGGGUCGCAAGGCAACUAUUCAAACUGGUUUGGAAACAUCUGGUAGAAAGAUCACGAACACACUCAUUGUGGCAAACGGUCAAAGCAAAAACCCUUAUGAUAGCCAUUAUAGGCGUAUUCCUUCAGCGACGAACGGUUUCUCGUCACCGAUGCUAAAUGCAUCAGAUAUCUCUUUAAACCAAAUAGACGGUUUCCAGGAUCCGGUUCUCCAAAUUGGGGAGAGAAUUCUUGAAAGAGUUGACACACUUGUGGAGAAUUCGGUUGUUGACGACAGGCUGAACAAUCAUAAGGAAGAAUGGCGUAUUGCUGCCAUGGUGAUGGAUAAGUUGUCCCUUUGGGUGUUUGGGACCUCGGUUCUUGUCACCGUGCUAGCGUGUUUCUUGCAGGCACCAGGUUACGUUGCAUGAUUCGUGUCGAAUAACAGAGAGAGCUGGUUUACAAAGAAAUGUCUUUGGAAUCAAACUUUGUGCCUUUCCCUUUUGUCUUUAUCUGUGCGAGGUGGUCCUUUCUCCCACGAGUGCAAUGAGGAUAUUGAAUUUUAAGACUUCAAGCUGUAACUGCGACUUGUGCAUGAAUAGGGCUGGAAGUGUAGAUGUAUUUUUGAUGAUUCUAGGAGUCCUUGCGUUUUGACCUGAGAAUUUCGUUGCUUAGCAGUAAAGUGAAUUGAACUGGGCUAUACGAAGGAGGUUGUACUCCACUAAAACGCUAGCGUGGCGUUAAUUAUAAAGCCACACACAUGUUACUUUAAGAAAUAACAUGUUACUAUUAGUGAAUCUAGAUAAGUGCCCCCUCUCAUCGGCAAAAUUGCAAAAAAAGUAUCCCCCAUCCUUAGGGAACCCGUAGUUUCAUACACUGUAAUCUCGUCGGCGGAAAUUGUCAAGUUAGUUACUAUUCCAUACUUUUCUUCAGUUUGUGUAAACGUUAGGUGAGGAAAAUAACCUCAGUUUCCAAAUUUCCGCCAUUGAAACGUCAGGAUCGGCUUUUUAUCUUGAUUUACAGUUUAUGUAGUUGAUUCUUCGCCGAUGUUUUAGUACAAAAGCGAUUACAUCUUGCCACGAGUUAGAAAAAUUUAAAACGCGCCCUACCUGGGUUUAACGCUGCUUGUCUUAACCUAAGUUUUAAUUAAAUGAGAAUUUAGCGUACAUGUGCCUUUUUAUAAAACGAAGGGUUUUACUAUUUAUGAUGUGAUGGGUAUUAAAUUUUAAUACUGACCUUGUUGGGAAAUCUCAUCAGGUUUGCCUUUACAGAAAAGGCCAAGCGGUUGUACGACUGAAUAUUUAUCAUACGAUAAAGUUAUCAGGCUGCUCUCAUCGUUUCCUUUAUAUUGCUUCUUUAAAUGAAUUUGAUUUCGCCGUUUAUGGUAUAAAGAUAGCGGGGUCUAUGUUGACCUUCAUUGUUUCAGUUCUCACCUAUAACAGAUGAAAUAUAAUUUAGAGAAUUUUUAUAAAUUAAGUUA